AGAAGUUUUAUUACCAGAUAUACGGCGCCGUUUUUUUUUUUUUAUCCUAAAAUUUAGAACCUGAGAACCUCUCUCCUUCACUCCCCUCCUACCCGACGGCGACGCCAAUUAGGACGGCCUCACCGGUGAACUCUGAUUCUUAAUUGAAGUUCAAAAAGGAAGAAUGAUCAAAGGCUUCAAAUGCCAUAACAAAUUAUUGUUGGGAUGGACUGUAUUGGUAAGAAGAUCCUAUUCAAGUGAACCAACAAGGGAUGCUUUAGAUACAGGCAAAAAAAUAUGUAAAAUCAUGAUGUCUUCUUCUCCAGUGGUGCUCAAUACGGCUCUUGAUCAAAGUGGGCUAAGGGUUUCACCUGAAGUAGUGGAGGAUGUUCUUAAGCGGUUUGAGAAUGCCGGGAUGCUGGCUUACAGAUUUUUUGAGUGGGCAGAGAAGCAGCGGAAUUAUAUGCAUAGUAUUAGGGCUUAUCAUACCAUGAUUGAAUCAUUGGCUAAGAUUAGGCAGUAUCAGAUCAUGUGGGAUCUGGUGAAUACAAUGAGGAAUAAAAGCAUGUUGAAUGUUGAGACAUUUUGUAUUAUAAUGAGAAGGUAUGCGAGGGUUCAGAAGGUGGAGGAGGCGGUUUAUACGUUUAAUAUCAUGGAGAAGUAUGAUGUGCCACCAAAUUUGGCAGCGUUUAAUGGCUUACUAAGUACCCUGUGUAAGUCCAAGAAUGUGAGAAAAGCGCAAGAGAUUUUUGAUAAAAUGAAAGAUCGAUUUGUGCCAGACUCAAAAACUUAUAGUAUUUUGCUUGAAGGAUGGGGUAGGGCUCCGAAUUUGCCAAAGGCUAGGGAGAUCUUCAGAGAAAUGGUUGACAUGGGUUGUGACCCUGAUAUUGUGACCUAUGGUAUAAUGGUUGACAUUCUCUGCAAGACAGGGAAGGUAGAUGAAGCUAUUGAGAUUGUCAGGGAAAUGGAUUCUAAUGGCUGCAGGCCAACCUCUUUUAUUUAUAGCGUCUUGGUCCAUACUUAUGGGAUAGAAAACAGAAUUGAAGAUGCUGUUGACGCAUUCCUAGACAUGGAAAGAAAUGGAAUCAAGGCAGAUGUGGUUGUGUAUAAUGCUCUGAUUGGUGCAUUUUGUAAAGUAAACAAAUUAAAGAAUGUGUAUAGGGUCUUAAAUGAGAUGGAUUCCAAGGGUGUGGUACCAAAUGCAAGGACAUGCAAUAUCAUUCUCAACUGCUUGAUAGGUCGUGGAGAGACUGAUGAAGCUUUUAAGGUGUUCCGCAGGAUGGUCAAAGAAUGUGAACCAGAUGCUGACACAUAUACAAUAAUGAUAAAGAUGUUCUGUGAUAGAGAUGAGUUAGACAUGGCAUUUAAAGUGUGGAAGUACAUGAGGUUGAAGCAGUUUAUCCCAAGCAUGCACACAUUUUCAGUUCUCAUACAUGGAUUAUGUGAGAAGGGCAAUGCUGCUAAGGCUUGUAUCUUACUGGAAGAGAUGUUAGAAAAGGGGAUUCAGCCCUCAGGUCUGACAUUUGGGAGGUUAAGACAAUUGCUUAUAAAAGAAGGAAGAGAAGAUGUACUCAAAUUUCUUCAGGAGAAAAUGAACCUCCUGAUCAAGGAGCCUUUAUAUGAUUGAAGAAUUAUGCCUUUUCAGCUGUUGAUAAUGCUGAGCAUAUGAAAUUCAAAUGUGUGAUUACCACGUGAUAUUAAAAGGACCAUAUCAGUUUGUGCAGAGGUCAUGAAGAGGGUGGGGAGGAGUGCUGCUCCAGAUAUCAAAAGAAAGGGAACAGAUUGUCCCAGAAAACUCUGAUAUGCAGUUUAGACAUAUUGCAGCAUUAUAUAGCGGCCAGCUGGAGGAGUUGCAAGCAAGUUUAGCUCGAUUUCUUGUCUAUACUCUAUGGUAACUGAUGAAAUGGAGGAAGAGGAUUGUAAUUUGCCAUUUGGCCUUUUGGGCGUUGUUAUUGUAAUCAUGUAAUGGUGAGUGCAUGCUUGGGUUCCCAGGAGGUCAGGGGUUCUUUUAAGAGGCAAAUAAAACAAAUCAGCCCUUUUGGUGCAAAGAUUUGAUCAGUUCUUAUGUUUUAGAUGCUAAAAGAAUCAGUUUUAAACUUGUUAUAGGCAGUUAGGCAAGCAAAAGAAUUUGUAAAUGCUUUCUUGAAUGAUACUUGAGUGUAGUGACUUGGGUCAUAGAGUUGUGGGACUUGUAUCCUUGUGGAUGCAGCCUGAUUGUUUGAUCUUUUGCCCAUUUGGCAAUGUCAAUGGGAGUUGAGAAGAAUUGAACUCACCCAUCCGGCUGAUUUAUAUUUAGUGAA
Molecule: messenger RNA, 2279 nt
Organism: Theobroma umbraticum
Lineage: Eukaryota; Viridiplantae; Streptophyta; Magnoliopsida; Malvales; Malvaceae
Gene: APPR6
Product: Tetratricopeptide repeat (TPR)-like superfamily protein
Molecular function (GO): protein binding
Source: RefSeq, a predicted model, not a curated record